Cladophialophora bantiana CBS 173.52 is the source of this 192-nucleotide messenger RNA. RefSeq lists its product as uncharacterized. The coding region runs from base 1 to 192 and encodes 63 amino acids. The record is from RefSeq and is a predicted model, not a curated record. NCBI's taxonomy places the organism in Eukaryota, Fungi, Ascomycota, Eurotiomycetes, Chaetothyriales, Herpotrichiellaceae. The transcript is spliced from 2 exons. Gene Ontology annotation, biological process: protein secretion.
AUGGCAUCCGUUGCUCAGCCUUGGCUGUUUUCAAAAUUCAUUGACCCCGUCUUCGCUAUCUGCGUUGGGCUUUCUGCAGCGGCACUGCGCAUCCAACGUGAGCAACGCGAGAAAUACCCUCAAAAGGAUUCCAGCUUUCCUGCACUGUGGCAGAAAGGUCGCAAGAUGAAUAAAAUCUAUUGGGCGAAGUGA